AUUGUAUUUGGAACUCCGGGCACACAACUGAACGGAUCCGAAGCUGUGUGCAAAUUGCAUGAAUAGAAUGCAAAAGCAAGCCAAAAGCUCUCACGUUGGCCCAAAUUCUUCACAUCUUAACGGAUAUAUUACCACUUCCGUUGCAUACAACAACAAAGGCAGAUGUGCUCCAGCCUACAGUCUAAUUCGUGAUUUAAACUGUAAUGGAAACUGGACAGCAACUCAUGACCAACAACCGGUUGGGCGUUACACCGUACUGUCAAAGAGCGUGACCAAGAGAAAUGGAUUUACCAUGGGUGAAUAUACACCAAGCACGAGUCAAGCGCAAAACCCCAUGGGAUCCGGCCGCUUACAACAGCAUCAGCAAUCUGAACACCCAUACAUUGCGCAGCCGACUCAGCAAGUACCCAGGAAUUCAGCACACGCAGUAAACGGCGGGAAUGAAUGCAAAAACGGCUUUUCUACCACCAGCUUUGAUAGAAAUGACGCUGAUUGUGGAACGUACACGAAUUCGAAAGGUGCCAAGCUUCACUCCGUGACUUCGACGUUUUACAUACGGGACUCAAGCCUCAAUCGCUCCGCAGGGGGAAGCCUUUCCUGCGGUCAACCAAGUCCAUCAUCGACGGUAGAAGAGUCGAUUUCCAGUGCUCUAUCUCCAACAAGUUUGAAGACUGAAUCUAGGCCGCAACAUCCAGGUUACUGGCUGCAUCAUUCAGAGAUCAACCUGCCUACCGAUCACGAUUUCUCUGGUACUCAAGUUAACGGUGUCAGCUUAAACCAAAAAGAGCAACGUGUGGCCAGCGCUGCAAAUCUUGAAUUGGGACAUCGAAGUCGGUGCACUGGAAGCACAUCAACUUUAGACCCCAAAGACAGUCAAUUGUACGGAUCGUCUAACAUGCUUUAUGGUGGUCAGCGGACGAGGAACGAUUCUGAGGAAUAUUUGGGCUCGUAUUCCGCAGGCCCAAGUCAUCGAAAAAUUCAAACUCUCCAUGGAUCGGGAACAUCACAGCGCCGGUUCCCUUCCGACACAACGUUGAACUUCGCGUCCAGAGAUGGGACUCAGGUAUACACAUCCGGCAGUAAACCGGGCCCGGUGACUAUUCCGGCGCGUAGCCGUAGCGCUCAACCAAGUCCAGGACCAAGUCCAAUGGCUAGUCCAAACUCAUAUUAUCGAGCGUCGGAAAGCAAUUUGAAUCAUGAUUAUGGAAUGGACAAACAUUCCAGGAUAAUCAAACCUCAGUCAAUUGAUUUUCAAUUCAGCACCAACCACCGAUCCACAUCUGUUCAGUCCAGCAGUGACCAAUUGCGACAGACGAAUGGAGAGAAUGAAGGAAUAGAAUCUCAAAUUCUGCCAUCCGUCCGCGAAAUUAUCCGGCAGGUUGAGGCAAUGACACAGUCGAAUGCUGCUACGUCGACCACAGAUAUCUCAUCCAUAGGUCGCACAGGAUCAGUUGGUGGAGGCUCAAGAAUUACCAAACAGCAGCAAGAGCAACGGAGUCUUGACCAUUAUGGCAGAGGGGGCAUUCUGCGUCAAACCGGAAGUAGCCAACGAACCCCCAGCGCACCGCAACUUCGUUCGGUACAAUACACCCCAAUGCAAGCGAAGUUCAAUUCCAUUGCAGCUUCCGCAGCGCAAAGUCACUGUAAUGUGGCUCCCCCAGUACCACCGCACGGUACAACACGGAGUAACAAAACGAUCAUUGGUUCUAUCACGCGGCGGCCAGAACCAGCUUACAAUGAGACCAGCCAAAUACAGCGCUUCGAAACCGGUAACACGAGUUCCCAAGCAAGCAAGAAAACGGAACUUCUCAGUAAUUUGCCUACAGAUUAUCAAAAGCUGCGUGAGGCCUUCAUUGAACAAAGACGGGAAAUACAACGUCUUCGAAAACAACUGGCUGAAAAAGAUCUAUUGAUUAGCCAACUUCAAAGCGACAUACGUCUGUAUGAACCUUGGAGAUGAAUAAAUAUAGCUGCCCCCUUCUUACGUUGCCACACUCACAGCCGAACAAUGUUGACGCAACUACUUAACAGAGACAAAAGUUUUCGACUUUUUCUAUCUUCUCAGCCGCUGUUAGCAACUUUGCAUUUUCUUAUCGCCAUUUUAUGUGUAAGUUUGAACUUACCAAAGGGCGAACUUUUCUGCCAUUUGUAAUUGAUUGAGGGACAUCAAUUUCAUGGUUGUACCAGUCCCAUUUCCCCCUCCUUUUCUGCCGCUCAUGUGAUUUUUUAUGCUGUUCCAAAUGGUUCGGUACACAGGAGUGACAUAUGUGAAAGUACCAACUACACGGUACUUGGGUCAGAACCUUGCGAAAUUUCCCUUGCAAUGUAAUUCACGUAGUGCAUUUCCUCGCACGACAAUCGACAAUGUAAAUCUCCCUAGAGGUCACUUUGCCUCUCACAUUUCCUUAGGUCCUCCUUUGUUUGGAUGAAUAAUGAAUCAGUUAAUUGGA
Messenger RNA from Dicrocoelium dendriticum, 2450 nucleotides. Lineage: Eukaryota; Metazoa; Platyhelminthes; Trematoda; Plagiorchiida; Dicrocoeliidae. The record is from the annotation of a GenBank genome assembly.